Gymnodraco acuticeps is the source of this 566-nucleotide messenger RNA. RefSeq names its product ribosomal protein L23 (gene rpl23). The record is from RefSeq and is a predicted model, not a curated record. The transcript has 5 exons. Bases 98 to 520 code for a protein of 140 amino acids. Gene Ontology annotation, cellular component: cytosolic large ribosomal subunit; ribosome. Gene Ontology annotation, molecular function: large ribosomal subunit rRNA binding; structural constituent of ribosome. Lineage: Eukaryota; Metazoa; Chordata; Actinopteri; Perciformes; Bathydraconidae. Gene Ontology annotation, biological process: translation.
CGCUACGUAAGCAACGUCACCGUGACCCGGAUGUACUUUAGUUCAACUUUAUAUCCCACAAUUCCUUUCUCCUUCGUCCUCUUUCCCUACAGCAGCCAUGUCUAAGAGAGGACGUGGUGGUUCUUCUGGAGCCAAGUUCCGCAUCUCACUGGGUCUCCCAGUGGGAGCGGUCAUCAACUGCGCUGACAACACAGGUGCUAAGAACCUGUACAUCAUCUCAGUGAAGGGCAUCAAGGGUCGUCUGAACCGUCUGCCUGCUGCAGGAGUGGGUGACAUGGUCAUGGCCACAGUGAAGAAAGGAAAGCCAGAGCUCAGGAAGAAGGUGCAUCCUGCGGUGGUGAUACGGCAGCGGAAGUCGUAUCGGCGAAAAGAUGGCGUGUUUCUCUACUUUGAAGACAAUGCAGGCGUCAUAGUAAACAACAAAGGAGAAAUGAAGGGUUCAGCCAUCACAGGCCCGGUGGCAAAAGAGUGUGCUGACCUCUGGCCCAGGAUCGCCUCCAAUGCUGGCAGCAUAGCCUGAGCUGACCCUGCCCUGUUUGUUUUCAAUAAAAGCUGUUGGUAAUCCA